Molecule: messenger RNA, 4349 nt
Organism: Uranotaenia lowii
Lineage: Eukaryota; Metazoa; Arthropoda; Insecta; Diptera; Culicidae
Exons: 2
Coding region: 49-3513 (1154 amino acids)
Biological process (GO): DNA integration
Molecular function (GO): nucleic acid binding
Source: RefSeq, a predicted model, not a curated record
ACGACAACUCGCAACUAUCAUAUUUGCGAAUGUGAAAGCGACACAAGAAUGGAUGAUGCUUUAAAAUGCUAUUUCGAAAGUGAAGAAGUGGGAACAACAACAACAAAAACCGAGUUGAGUGAUAUGGACCAACGUGCAAUGCAGCAAUUGAAAGAUGCAACCGUCUUGGUGGGAGAUCGCUACGAAUCUGCCCUAUUGUGGAAGUACGACCAUGUUGAGCUUCCAGAUAGCUACCCUAUGGCAGUAAGUAGGUUGCGAUGUCUGGAGAGAAAGAUGGAAAAAGACCCUGCUCUCAAAGCAAAUGUUACCCGACAAAUAUUGGAGUACCAACAAAAAGGAUUUUGCCACCGUGCAACCCGUGCGGAACUGGAAGCUGCCGAUCCAAAACGAACUUGGUACCUUCCGCUGGGGGCUGUAACCAACCCGAAAAAGCCCGGAAAAGUGCGCCUUAUUUGGGAUGCUGCCGCUAAAGUUGAGAAGGUGUCGCUCAAUUCUGUAUUACUGAAGGGACCAGAUCUACUGACCCCACUCCCUACGGUACUUUUCCGAUUCCGUCAAUUCCCUAUAGCCGUGUGUGCGGAUAUCAGGGAAAUGUACCACCAAAUACUCAUCCGUGAAGUAGAUCGAAAUUCGCAAAGGUUCCUAUGGUGCGAUGAUCCUAGUCAGACCCCGGAGAUCUUUUUGAUGGAUGUGGCCACCUUUGGCGCGAGCUGUUCGCCAGCAAUAGCGCAAUUUGUUAAGAACACCAAUGCCCGCCGGUUUGAACAACAAUACCCAGACGCCGUAAGGGAGAUUACCGAAGGGCAUUACGUUGACGAUUGCGCUACUAGCUUCCGGAAUGUGGAGGAAGCAAAAACAAUAUCUUGGCAAAUCAGAUACAUUCACCAGCGCGGGGGUUUCGAUCUUAGAAACUUCAGUUCUAACAGUAGCGAAGUCCUUCAUUAUUUGGGGGAGAAAGAUACAGGAGCUGUGAAAAAUUUGAUUCCGGAAAACGAUGACACAACUGAGCGUGUCUUGGGCUUACUGUGGGACACGACUCAAGAUAAACUCAAGUUUCCUACAACGAUGCGUUGUGACAUAGCAAACAUUAUUGAACACGGACUGAAACCAACCAAGCGAGAAAUUUUAAGAUGUGUCAUGUCACUUUUCGAUCCCCUUGGAUUAUUAUCCCCCUACUUGAUCUUCGGCAAAAUAUUGAUGCAGGAAAUUUGGCGGAAAGGCGUCGGCUGGGAUGAAAAGAUCGACGACGAAUCAUUCGAGUUGUGGAGCAAGUGGACGAAGGUACUGGAAAGUAUUAACGACAUCGGAGUUCCUCGGUGCUAUUUUACAGAGGUUGCGCAAGAGGUAGAAAUUCAUACAUUCACGGACGCAAGUGAAGCGGCAUACUCGUGCGCCACAUAUUUCCGCUUUGUAAGACCAACCGGUCCAGCCGAAAUUGCGCUAGUCGGUUCAAAGACUAAGGUAGCACCACUGAAACCUUGGUCAAUUCCUCGUCUUGAGCUUCAAGGCUGCGUUCUGGGUGCUCGAUACACCCGAUUCAUCGAAGAAGCUCAUUCACUGCGCAUCUCAAAACGAGUUAUGUGGUCCGACUCGAGUACGGCGUUAAGUUGGAUAAACUCAGAUCCACGGAAGCUUCAUCGUUUCGUUGCAUUUCGCAUCACAGAAAUAUUGGAAUUGACUAACCGAAAUGAGUGGAGAUGGGUUCCGACAAAGCAGAACCCAGCUGAUGAAGCGACGAAAUGGGGUGUUGGACCUCAUUUUAACGAUAAAAGCAUCUGGUACAGUGGGCCCGAAUUUCUUGCGUAUCCAGAAGACCAGUGGCCCGUAAAAAAAAUUGUACUUCCCCCGACCGCAGAGUUACGCCCUUGUUUUGCACACUGUGAAAUCAUUUUGCCAGAACUACAAAUCCCCGUCGAAAGGUUUUCAAUGUGGAAUCGUCUGUUAAGAACCACUGCAUACAUGCAUCGUAUUUUUUCCAAACCGAAUUAUUCAGAUGAUAAACGCCCAUUAGAAAUCCUCACGCAAGAUGAAUUAAGAAAGGCAGAACGAACCUUGUUCAAACAAGUACAGUGGCAGUCAUACCCGGAUGAAAUGGUUACGUUAUCAAAGUAUAAACAAAAUCCAAAAGGACAACACUUUAUCGAUAGUUCCAGCAGUAUAUAUCAACUUUCCCCAUUCCUCGAUGAACACGGAAUUCUCCGAAUAGAUGGGAGAAUCGCAAAGGCGCCGAAAACUAAACUGGACUGUAAGUAUCCCAUUAUUUUAUCGAAAAACCAUCGAGUCACGUAUUUGCUUGUCGAUGACUAUCAUCGAAGAUUCAAACAUGGCAAUAAUGAAACCAUAGUAAAUGAAAUAAGACAGCGGUUUCAUGUCACCUCGAUUCGAGGGUUCGUCAAGGAUGUCGUGAAGAAAUGCCAACUAUGUAGAGUGCGGAAUUCACGUCCAAUAAUACCUAGAAUGGGGCCGCUUCCGUUAGCUCGACUGUCUUCUGGUUCCCGUCCCUUCACGUACGUAGGGGUCGAUUAUUUCGGGCCGCUACAGGUUAAAGUAGGAAGAGCGAGUGUUAAAAGAUGGGUAGCACUUUUCACCUGCCUCACGAUCAGAGCAGUACAUCUUGAGGUGAUCUAUAGUCUGACUACGGAAGCUUGUAUCAUGGGAAUACGUCGAUUCAUUGCUCGUCGCGGUGCGCCAGUGGAGUUUCAUAGCGACAACGGAACGAAUUUUCAAGGCGCGGAAAGAUUGUUACGAGAACAGAUAAACGUGGGGCUGGAGUCAACAUUUACCAAUAGAAAUACCAAAUGGUGCUUCAUUCCACCAGGUGCCCCCCAUAUGGGCGGAGCAUGGGAAAGAAUGGUACGCUCUAUCAAGCUUGCAAUGUCGGAUGCCUACAAUGAAAAUCUAGAUGACGAACGCCUACUCACCCUCCUCAUCGAAGCUGAGUUUAUAGUAAACUGUCGACCGCUGACUUAUUUGCCAUUGGGCUCGGCGGAACAAGAAGCACUUACUCCUAACCACCUACUGCUAGGCAAUUCAACAGGAGUUCAUCAACCGGAAGCGCGUGGAGUCUGCGAUCGUAAGUUACUGAGUCAUUCGUGGGAUGUACUCCAGAAACAGAUAAGUUCAUUCUGGAAAAGAUGGACACUCGAAUACCUUCCAACUCUUACAAAAAGAACGAAGUGGUUCGGGGAGACAAAAAACAUCGAAAAAGGAGAGCUGGUCAUAAUUGUUGAAGGUUCCAGACGUAACAACUGGGCCAGAGGUCGAGUACUGGAAGUGGUUCCGUCACCAGAUGGACGAAUUCGGCAGGCGAUUGUGCAACUAGCAUCCGGUAGUAUAUGUCGCCGCCCUGUAUCGAAGUUGGCAGUGUUGGAAGUACAGGACGGAAGUGGAACCAGUCUCGGAUUCCACCGGGGGGAGGAUGUUGCUGCAAGGGCAACAGAUUCACUGUCACUUGACACUGACAAUCUGAGAAACCGGAAAAGGGAAGAGUUCAAGAAGAGGGAAAAGGAGUGAUUCGUGGUGAUAGAAAAGUCGUGGAAUUUGUGAUUAAAAGUAGAAGAGUUGGCUUAAAGUUUGUAAAAGUAAAAAGGUGGUAGAAAGUUAAAGAGGAUAGAUCGCAGUAGUGCGAAUUGCUGGAUUAAAUCAGAUUUGUAGUAUAUAAUUGGCUUGAGGAGAUUUCCAACGCUGAUUUGGAAAGGCAGAUAUACGUUCCGAAAUACUCGGAAAUCGUUAAGGGUUCCCAUUCACUACUUAAAAGUAGAGCGUAAAUAUGCUAAUAUUAUAUCCUUCGCAAACGUAACUGAACCAUUAAUUUUUUAUAUCAGGAACAACAACAGUUGUUGAAGUCUUCGACUGGAAGACAAUAAGUUGGUGCCGAACAUAAAGUCUAUAGAGCUCACUGAAAUUGUAAGUAGGAAAACAGAAUCAGUGGCACUUAAAAUUGUUUAUCUUUAUAUUAUUUUCUUUUAGUUUGAAGCAUCGCAAUAAAUGCUAUCAAAACUCAGCCGUGCCUUUAUAACUUCGGGCCAACAAUUUCUUCAAGUUAAAAACAUUUUCCUUUGGUUCAAAAAAAGUUGACUUUGUUUUAAAAGAAAUAAGCUCAAUUAACAUUUAUUUAGAAUCAAAGUAUUUGCUUAAAUUCAAAAUCCAAAAAUAUUUAGUUCAAAGAAUUAAUUCUUUGUUUCAAAAAAUAUUUUUUUGAAUCAAAAACUAAAGUUUUUGGUUCAAAUAAAACAGGAGUUAGAUUCAAAAAAAUGAAUGUUUUGAAACAAAAUCAUUUUUGUUUUGGUUCAAAAGCCUAGUUUUCUCUGCGUGUGGGAGUUCUCCCUCUUUGCUUUCUCUCUCUGAAA